ACCUUUCCCUUACGCUCCGACGACCAUGAAACUCAAGGAGAUUCAUAGAACAUCGACGUUCGCAUGGUCACCACUACCGUCCAUCCCGUUGCUGGCCACGGGGACCGUCGCAGGCGCCCUCGACGAAUCAUUCUCCAAUGAGAGUCAACUCGAGAUCUGGGCGCCCGACUUUUUGAACAAGCAGGAGUAUGACUUGGGUGGAGAGGGUCAGCCAGGACCCAGGGGCGUGAUCAGGGAUACUGCUAGGUUCAACCGUAUUGCGUGGGGGUAUGUAGAGGGAAACCGCCCGCAGGGUAUCAUUGCUGCUGGUAUGGAGAACGGAGAGCUGGGUAUCUGGGAUCCAGAGAAGAUUGUUGCGCAGGCCGAUCCUUCCGAGGCUCUCAUUCUCAAAAACAAUACCCAUACCGGGCCCAUUCGUGGCUUGGACUUCAACCCUAUUCAAACAAGCUUGUUCUCUUCCGGCGGUCCUAAUGGCGAGAUAUACAUCUGGGACCUCAAAGACCCGAGUAAACCUUACUCGCCCGGAACACGUAGCUCAAAACUCGACGAAAUCACCGCCCUUUCUUGGAACAACCAAGUCCCACACGUCCUCGCCACCUCAAGCAGUACCGGGUACACCGUGGUCUGGGAUCUGAGAGGAAAGCGAGAAGUUGUGGCGCUUGCGUAUGGUGGAGGAGCUGGUGCUCUCGCUGGUGCACGUCGUGGCAUGAGCGACGUUGCGUGGCACCCAGAUAACGCUACUAAACUCGUCACUUCUUCCGAGGAUGAUGCCUCACCAGUCAUCAUGGUCUGGGACCUCCGCAACGCUCGUGCGCCAGAGAAGAUCCUCACAGGCCACGAAAAAGGUGUCCUCUCCCUCUCCUGGUGUAAACAGGACGCCGACCUCCUCCUCUCCUCCGGCAAAGACAAUCGCGCUCUCUGCUGGAACCCUCAAACCUCCGAAAUCAUCGGCGAACUCCCCUCCGCAGACAACUGGGCCUUCCAAGUCCAAUGGUGCCCCCGCAACCCCGAUCUCCUCGCCACGGCAUUCUUCGACGGGACCAUCGGCGUACACUCCGUACAGACGACAAACGAGGCUGCACAGGGCGGCGAUAUUCCGCUUACGACGCCGAAGCCGGAUGGAGCGGACGUGUUCGACGUUCCUGGGUUCGCGAGGACGAAUCAGGCGACGAUUUCGUUGAAGCAGCCGCCGAAGUGGUUGAGGAGGCCGAUCUCGAGCUCGUUCGGGUAUGGUGGACAGUUGGUGUCGGUGUCGAAUCUGCCCUCCGCACAGGGUCGUCAUCAGAGCGGAGUCGUACAUCUCAGGAAGGUCAUCACGGAGGAGAGCAUCGUCGCUCGUGCGCGGAAGCUACAGGAGGCUGUGAUGGCGGGAGACCUGUCUGGAUUGGCGAAGGAGAGGAGCGGAGAGAACGAGGCGGAUGAGAGUUCGGCGACUUGGAAGGCUCUGUUGAGUCUGUUCAAGGCGGAUUCGAGGGACGAGCUCGUCACGCUGUUGGGAUUCUCGAAGGCCGAGAUCGCUACGAAGGUCGCGGAGGCGGUCGCGAAGCUGAAGACAAAGGUCGAAGAUGUGACCACUCCUCCGCCUAGGUCCCCCGCAGAACAAGACGUCACAGAAACGAAGCCACACGAACCUGUCGUUUCCUUCGUCGAGCCUGAACGGAGUCCUUCCCCUCCCGUUGAAGACCCGAUGGCCCAGGCGACUGAGAACACGCCGUCGGAAGUCAGUGCGGGUGGCGCGUCGGACGUGACGAAUGUUCCUUCUCUCGCCGGCGAGUCGACAACCACCGCGCCUAGUCUGUUCGGCGACGAUAAUGCUGCAGGGACGCCACAGAUGGACGCUGCGGCCGACUUUUUCAGCACGAUGGGCAUUUCACAGACGAAUAAUACCGCGGCGGGCGAUUCGGUGCAGGUUCCCCAUACGAACUACGGAUUAGACUCGUCGGUCGCAGCUACUAUCGGUUCUGGGCCAUCGUCUGUCGCUUCCGAGACGUUGAAGAGCAACACUUUCACGAUCUACCCUCCAGACGAGUCAGAGACGGACAGGCUCGUCACGAAGGCGCUCGUCGUCGGCGACUUUGACUCCGCCGUGUCGCUGUGCCUUUCGACAGACCGCUAUGCCGAUGCGAUCUUGCUGGCCGUCAAGGGUGGCCCGGCACUGCUCGCGAAGACGCAGAAGGCGUAUUUCGAGAAGAGGACGGCGGAGUUGCCGUAUUUGAGGCUGUUCCAGUCGAUCGUGACGAACGACCUGGACGAUAUCGUGCAGAACGCGGAUCUGCAGGAGUGGCAAGAGAUCUUCGUAGUGCUGUGUACGUUCGCUAACACGGAGGAAUUCCCGAACCUGGCGGAACAGCUUGGGUCCAGGUUGGAGUUCCAGGGUACGAUUGCGAAGUCGAAGUCGAGCUCUCCGGAGGCAGCGAGAGUGCUGAGGAAGAAUGCGACGUUGACCUACCUUGCGGCGGGCAAGCUUGAGAGGCUCGUCAAUAUCUGGAUCGAGGAGCUCGUGGAGGAGGAGAAGAGGAUCUUGGCGAACGAGGAUGAGAAGGGUGUUUCGAGGUAUACGGCGCAUGCGCAUGCGCUCCAGUCGUUCAUCGAGAAGGUCAUGAUCUUCCGAGCUGCGACGAGCUACGCCGAUGCCGAUCUCGCAUUUGAUAAACCAUCCGCAGAGGGAGAGAAUGUCGCCAAGGUUUACAAGCUCUCGAACCUGUACGAGCGCUUCUUCGAGUAUGCGGACUUGCUGGCGACACAAGGACUCGUCAAGGAUGCGGUGGCGUUCUUGAAGCUCACCCCAGCUGGGUAUACUGGCACUCCAGGGUCGGGGAUAGAUGUGGCUGUUGGGAGGGAGAGGUUGCUUGUUGCGGGAGGUCAGGCUACUGCAACGCCUGGUGCUGGCCCGUCCAACAUCGCUUCGACAUCGCGCGUUCCGACACUUCCUUCGGUCCCUUCGGCUAUGGCUUCCACCAAUUAUUCGUCAUAUGGGCAAUAUGCGGCGCCUCUCCAACAGCAGGCUCCUGUCGCGCCUGCAUAUGGCACAUAUGCUCCCGCGGCCACCGCCAAUAACGCCUACGCCCCUGCGGUCUCAGCCACCAGCGCCCCUCCAGUCAACAACCCGUACGCACCAUCCCAACCUGCGGUCAGCCAACAACCCUACCAGUCCUCUGCACCUUCGGCGUACGGCCCCUCCGGAGGGUGGAACCCUCAAAUGAACAAUAACUCCGUCGUCCCUCCACCUCCUCAGCCCAUCACCGGCUCCACCCCUCCUGCUCCUGGACCUGCUCCCCCGCCCAAGCGUCAACAACAAAACGGUGGAUGGAACGAUGCUCCUUCGUUGCUCGAUCGUAGGACACCGAGUACCUUGGGGGGCAACAACGCCAACAAGCCUUCAGCGAUCACUUCGCCAUUCCCGAACGCUCCGUCGACUCCUGGAAUCGGCGGUGGACCAACACAGUUCAUGGGGAUGCGUGGCCAGUCGCCGCAGACGGUUAUGCCUCCUCCAAGGCCUGGGAGCGUGCAGAAUAGGGCGCCUGUCGCGCCUCCGCCCCAGGGUCAUAGGAUGGGCAUUCCGCAUCCGGGACAGCAGCAAGGACCAUAUCCUCCACAGGCUCGCCCGCCUUCAGGCCCUCCUAUGAAUAUGAUGUCACCACCUGGCCAGCAGAUGUCUUCUCCCCCUCAAGGGCAAUACGCUCCUCCCCCAACUCAACGUGGACAUGUCCCUCCACAGAUGCAACAACAAGCUUCGAUGUCGCCUCCUCCACCAGGUCCUUACGGUCCUCCUCCCGGCGUCCGUGCUACACCACCACCUGGCGCUCCCAUGGGUCUUGGAAUGAACAUGCCGCCUCCUGGACCUGGUGGACCUCAGCAAUUCGGUCGUCCGGGACCGCCUCCACAGCAGCAGCAACAACAUCCAGGAAUGGGAGGACAACAGCUACCGCCUCCGCCACAGGGUGGGUUGAGGCCGGGUCCUCCGGGGGGUGUUGGGCCGCCGGUGCAGUCGAGGACGCCGGGUGGGGGGCCGUCGAGCGUGCCUCCGCCAAGGGGUCCUCCGCCGCCCAAGUAUCCUGUGGGUGACAGGAGCCAUAUACCGGAGAGGUUGCAGCCUGCGUACGCUAUCAUCUCGGGACAGUUAGCGAUUUUGAAGCAGACUACGCCUCCACAGCAAAAGCGGCUCGUGGAUGACCUCGAGAGGCGAAUCAAUCCGUUGUUCGACGCACUCAACUGCGAGACGCUCUCCGCACCGACGGUGGAACAGCUGCUUGUACUUACCAAAGCGAUGGAGAACCACGACCGGGACGCGGCGCUGCAGUUGCAUGUGAACAUGCUGACGUCGACGAGCGGGGAUGACAUUGCGCUUUGGAUGUCGGGGAUCAAACAGCUGAUCAUGCGGUUGUAAGUCUUGGGUGAGAAGCGACACGGUGAAAACGGCCAGGAACAGAUUGUAUUUCCCUGGUCGAGUGGCUGGAUGGAAUGGAGGGGAUGAGAUUGUCGGGGUUUAUGUAUGGUGGGGGGUGGGUACAAAAGUGGAAGGUGAGGAUGAACGCGAUGAUGGGAUGGAUGUGGAAAUGGAUUUCUGUUCUGAUGUGUUCAAGAUGGUUCUGUGUGUCGUGUUGAAAUAUGGACAUUCCGUUUAUUCGCCUUUGCCGGAGUCGCCACGGUAUAGCGGUACCCUUGAGAAGGAGGUGUACACCAAAAGUUGUGACUAUUGAUUUCGA
This is a messenger RNA of Stereum hirsutum FP-91666 SS1, 4706 nucleotides long. RefSeq lists its product as uncharacterized. The transcript has 9 exons. The coding region runs from base 26 to 4387 and encodes 1453 amino acids. Lineage: Eukaryota; Fungi; Basidiomycota; Agaricomycetes; Russulales; Stereaceae. The record is from RefSeq and is a predicted model, not a curated record. Gene Ontology annotation, molecular function: structural molecule activity; protein binding. Gene Ontology annotation, biological process: endoplasmic reticulum to Golgi vesicle-mediated transport; COPII-coated vesicle cargo loading; endoplasmic reticulum organization. Gene Ontology annotation, cellular component: endoplasmic reticulum exit site; COPII vesicle coat.